Akanthomyces muscarius is the source of this 1887-nucleotide messenger RNA. RefSeq lists its product as uncharacterized. The transcript is spliced from 5 exons. Bases 1 to 1887 code for a protein of 628 amino acids. NCBI's taxonomy places the organism in Eukaryota, Fungi, Ascomycota, Sordariomycetes, Hypocreales, Cordycipitaceae. Gene Ontology annotation, biological process: transmembrane transport; basic amino acid transport. Gene Ontology annotation, molecular function: basic amino acid transmembrane transporter activity. Gene Ontology annotation, cellular component: fungal-type vacuole membrane. The record is from RefSeq and is a predicted model, not a curated record.
AUGGCAACUCUCAACUCUGGCACCGGGCCGACGACUAUCCCGGCAAGGCAGCGUCAGCAGCCCGAGGAGAUGGAAGUGGCCAUGGCUCAGUCCUUUGACUCCUUCUCCCGAUCCGUGCCCGGAACCAUGCCGUUUCUCGAGGCUGAGCCGGCGCCCAUUGUGCUGCCCCAUGACCCCGCGGCUGCCACGACCACUGCUACUCAUUGUGCCAACGACGAUGAUGGCGAAAGAAGCCUGAGCAGUAGGCAGCAGCGCGACCAUCACGACCGCAAAUAUGCAGAGGAAGAACCCAGCGAGAUAUCCCCUCUUCUCAAUGGCACCGCACUGGAGCAGCCCGCCGACGAAGUGCCGCCGCCGCCGCCGUUCCUCAACGGCGUCUCGCCCGUCCGCUUCUGGUUCAUCUUUGCGCAGGUGCUCGGCUCGCUCUUCAUCGGGUGCUUCGACAGCACCAUCAUGGCGUCGUCGCAUCCCGUCAUCACCUCGCACUUUGGCGCCGCGCACUCGGCGUCGUGGCUGUCGACGACGUUCCUGCUCGCCUCGACCGCCUUCCAGCCGCUGCUCGGGCGGCUGUCCGACAGUCUCGGCCGCAAGCCGCUCUUCAUUGGCGGCGUCGGCCUACUGGCGCUUGGCACGGCGUGGUGCGGCCUCGCGCCCAGCCUGGGCAGCUUCAUCGCGGCGCGCGCGCUGUGCGGCCUCGGCGCCGGCGGGUCCAUUGCGCUGGGGAGCAUCAUGAUCAGCGACCUGGUUCCUAUAGAACGCCGCGGCUCGUUCCAGUCGCUCAUCAAUGCCAUGUGGGGGGCCGGCUCGGCCAUUGGCGCGGCAGCCGGCGGAUGGCUCGCCGAGACGGUGGGCUGGCGGUGGGAGUUUGGCAUCCAGGUGCCGCUGCUGGUGCUCAUCUUUGGCGCGUCCUUUGUCGCGAUCCCCGACGACAUUGGCAUCCGGGGCAAGCCCGCCAAGACGGCCCUGCAGGCUCUCCGGGAGUUUGACCUCAAGGGCUCUGGCUUACUGACUGCCUCGACCACGGCCUUCAUUCUCGGCUUGAACCUCGGUGGCAACAUCCUGCCGUGGUCUCACCCCAUCGUCAUCGCUUCCAUCGCCGUCUUUGCGGUUGCGUUUCCUACCUUUCUCUGGGUCGAGUCGCGCGCGGCCAAGCCUAUCAUGCCCCUGCAUCUCAUCACCACAAUGCCCCACGCCAACCUCAUACUUGGCAACUUUAUCGCCUCGCUGAUCAUAAACGCGAUUCUCUUCAACAUGCCCUUGUACUUUCAGGCUGUCCUUCUCACGUCCGCCACCACGUCCGGCCUGCGCCUCGUCCUCCCCUCCGUUGCCUCCUCCGUUGCCGGCGUCUCCACCGGCUUCCUCAUCACCUACACGCGACGCCUCAAGUGGCCACUGCUGCUCGGCACCGGGCUCGCGACCGCCGGCAACAUGGGCCUGCUGCUGCUGCGGCGGGGCCUCGCCGCGCCGCUCUACGUGCUCGCCCUCAUCCCGGGGAGCCUCGGCACCGGCUUCCAGUUCCCCGGCACCGUCAUGGCCGUCCUCGCCUCCAGCCCGCAGAGUGACCAGGCCGUCGUCACCAGCACCCUGCUCCUCUGGCGCAGCCUCGGCAGCGUCCUCGGCGUGGCGACCAGCAGCCUCGUGGUGCAGAACGCGCUGCUGCACUACCUGCAGAGGAUCGUCAGUGGCGAUCGGCGCGACGAGGUUAUCGCCGCCGUGCGCGGGUCGGUCGAGGUUGUCGCCAAGCUCGAGGAGCCCUACCGCGAGCAGGUCAUUCAGAGCUACGAGGCGACGCUGCGGCUGACGUUUAUGUUCACGAGUGGCUUAGCCCUCGUCUCGUUCUUCUUGAUUGUCCCGGUCAAGUUGAUACGCCUGCCUGCGCGAAAGUAG